This is a messenger RNA of Hyaloscypha bicolor E, 851 nucleotides long. RefSeq lists its product as uncharacterized. The record is from RefSeq and is a predicted model, not a curated record. Lineage: Eukaryota; Fungi; Ascomycota; Leotiomycetes; Helotiales; Hyaloscyphaceae. Bases 236 to 805 code for a protein of 189 amino acids. The transcript has a single exon.
UUUUCUCGAAUUGGAAACAAAGCAAAUUUGAAGAAGUUGAUUGCUCGCAGUUUCUUGGAAUAAUCAAGCUGCACCUGCCUUGAGAUUGGUAAAACUACUGCAUCGGGGCCGCACCUUCCCUCAGUCACUCACAUCCGCCCUCAGCGCCAAACUUCGGAACUCAACAACUUUCCAUUUUACCCACACGGAGCCGGACGCUUGCGCAACCACCUUGAAACCUGCAGCGUUCCUCGAAAUGGGGUCGAAUGACAAAUAUGAGAAGCACCUCCCAGCCUUUUCACCACCGGUCUUUCAUGACCCGUUCGCCAGUAUCGAAGGCGGUGUCGGCAGCUUGAGCAUCAAAUCAGAUGCCAACAGAACUCUUGUCUCACCGAUUGCCACUUCUACUAUCUCCGUUCAAUGUACCAACUUCGAUGGGGAGAAUGAUUCGACGGCUGCCAGCUGCAUAACCACAACAUCUCCCCCCUAUUCGAUAUCUCGGGAUGUUUCGCCCACGAAGUAUUCGCCUGCAAAAAACGAUGAAGAGAGCGGUACUGCUCCUUCAAUGCCCUUGUAUUCAAGGGACAAUGAAGAGUUCCUUUUCCCAUCUGCAGAGCUGGGCUUCUUGGACAUAGACCGACCCGGAAGCCCUUCCUCUUGUGAAUCACCAAAUUCCUUCGAUCCUAAUGUCACACCUCGUCCCUGUUCCAGUAUCGGGGAUCAUGAUCACGAUGCAAGCUUUGAUGGAUGGGCAGACCUUCCCAAGAGCUAUGGGGCGAGACUUUGUAAGUACUUCCGAUAUUUCCCCGCCGACCUGGGACAUUGACCCAAACAGCUCCGAUACCUUUCACAACUUCACCAACCUCAAUGAC